UCCACGGUAGGUGCCUCACCUUCGGAGCAACUGCUCGAGGCGGCACGCAGAAAUAACACAGAUCUCUUGCAGGAAUUGUUAUCGAAAUACCAUGAUAAGCCUCAAGAAGCCAUUGAGCUCAUAAACUCUGCCAAGGAUCCAUCGGGAACCGGAGCCUUGCACCUUGCCGCCAAAUACGGUAACUAUGAAGUUAUGGAUCAACUGUUGGAUAUCGAAGGAGUUGAUGUCAACAUAAAGGCCACCCUGAACGGUAACACACCAUUACAUUAUGCAGCUGCCUACUCCUUCGAAGAUCCAGAAUAUGCAUUGUUUCUAGUUAACGAAUUGAUCAACUGUGGAGCGGAUCCUUCUAUCAGAAAUAAGGAAAACUUGAAGCCCAUCGACAUAGUAGGGCACUCGAACGAGCAGAUCAAAAUGGCGUUGGAGUCUGCAGAAUACGCUUCAACUUUCGACCAAAAUGUCAUGGAUAUACCUGAGGACAACGACAUAGAC
Pichia membranifaciens NRRL Y-2026 is the source of this 492-nucleotide messenger RNA. RefSeq lists its product as hypothetical. The annotation marks the transcript as partial. Gene Ontology annotation, cellular component: nucleus. Gene Ontology annotation, molecular function: protein binding. The record is from RefSeq and is a predicted model, not a curated record. NCBI's taxonomy places the organism in Eukaryota, Fungi, Ascomycota, Pichiomycetes, Pichiales, Pichiaceae. The transcript has a single exon. Gene Ontology annotation, biological process: regulation of gene expression.